AUGGAUGAUCAAGAAUGUGAUAUUGGAUCGUCCUUAUUCGGAACUGUGUCUUGUGUUGAUGAACUAAUGACGGGUUUCGUUACUUUAGCAGGCAAUUGGCGGCCAGCCGUUCCAUCCUGGGAGAAGGAAUUCUGCAAAUUGGUAGGGUCAAUUCCCUGGAAAAAGCUCGUGGAAGCAAAGCAGUACAUCCACAUUUAUGGCAAAGUGCUUACGUGGAACGAUUCAGCAGUUAAGGAGGCGUUUCACAACGCUAAGGAGCGGUUUUGGGCAGAGAUCAAUGGGCUUCCAUGUAACAUCUCAUUGCCUGAUCCAAAUAUCCAUAUAGACGAAGUAGAUUGGGAAUCCGAAACGGACCCUGAACUGCUUUUGGACUUGGAGCAAGGACCUGAGGCUUUCCAUGGCAGUAAUAGUGGCCAAACGGUUUUCUUUGGCGAUGUCUUAGCUAAUCCAUCAUUUGAAUGUGGCGGCUGCGAACUCAAGAGCAGCCAAGAUAUAGUCUGUGACAAUUGGGAUACGUGGGAUUGGGGUGAUCAGAAUAGAGAUCUUGAACCUGCCGGACCCGAUGUCGCUUGA
Molecule: messenger RNA, 573 nt
Organism: Syzygium oleosum
Lineage: Eukaryota; Viridiplantae; Streptophyta; Magnoliopsida; Myrtales; Myrtaceae
Exons: 1
Coding region: 1-573 (190 amino acids)
Source: RefSeq, a predicted model, not a curated record